UCAAGGACUCCGCUCCGAGCUGGCGGAAGACACGACCGGAAGGGGCGGGCACUGCGCCCGGCGGGUCUUUCGCACCAUGGCUUCUCGUGGCGUCGUUGGCAUUUUCUUGCUCUCUGCUCUCCCUCUCUUGUGUCUGGAGCUCCGGCGCGGGAUCCCGAGUCUCGGGAUUAAAGAUCUCAUUUUGCUGAGUGGCCGGAUAUUCCUCCUGCUUGCGCUGCUCACCUUGAUCAUUUCCGUGACCACCUCCCUGUUUAACUCCUUUAAAUCUCCCCAAGUUCAUCUGAAAGAAGGAGAAGAAGAGAACGAGAAAAGGCAAAGGCUGGUGAGGAAAAGGCAACAAGAAGCCCAGGGUGAGAAGGCCAGCAGCUAUAUACAGAAUGUUUUGAAGCCUCAGCAGGAAAGGAAAUUGAAAAUACUAGAAGAGCGCCUUUAUCAAAUGACGGGUGAGACCCGGAAAUUAACCACUGGCCACAAACUUGAGGGGAAUGAAGAUUUGGUGCUUGAAAAUGUGAGCCAGGUGUCUUUUGAAACAACAAACCGAGAGGCGGCGAGAAAACGGAACUUGCCUAAGCUUUCAACUGAAAUGUCACCACCUGCUCGGCAGCCCUUGAAGGAGGUUCUCGAUUUACCUGAUGAACCGCCAGAAGCAGCUGAAGAGGUAGUUACUGUUGCCCUUCGAUGCCCAAGUGGCCAUGUUGUGAGGAGAAGAUUCUUCAAGUCUUGGAAUUCACAGGUCUUAUUUGACUGGAUGAUGAAAAUUGGGUACCACAAAUCCCUAUACAGCCUUUCCACUUCCUUUCCCCGAAGGCCUCUAGUAGCGGAGGGAAGCUUGUCACUGGAGGACAUAGGAAUAACCGUGGAUACUGUACUUAAUGUGGAGGAGAAAGAGCAGAGCAAUCAGUAAAGAGAUCAGGAGUACCUGCUGACCCUAACCAGGACAGUGUUCACAUUAAAGCCACGCUGUACCUUGAGCUCCUCUUGUCCACAGGAGCUUGCCCACACCCACAUACGGUGGUCGAGCAUGGCUUUGCAUGUAGUGGUUUGUGGACUGUGUCAUGCUACAAUGUGUCCAAGUAAAAAUAAGGUAAAAAGGACAUGUAAGACAGACAUCUGGAGCCGGGCGUGGUGACACAUGCUGGAAUCCCGGAAUUUGAGUUAAUUAGACCAUCUUCAAACCAAACCACCUCUAGGUUAUGUGAGAACUGUGAUUUCUGCUUGAGUCCACCUUACCCACAGUAUCUCAAUUCAGUUGAACCUUCUAAGUAGGACUGUUGAUUCUACUGUAUUACUAAACAUUUAAAGAUUCUAGAGGCAGCUGAUCCUGUAUAAUUUUGACUUAAAUCUGGGCAUGAAGUUUUUGACAUGAACUUUGGGGGAACAUACUGAAACUAGAGUAAACAAGGCCAUCGUUGGUAGGUGCAUUUAGAAUGUGAGGUGUUGUUUUUGUAUGUACUGAUACCUUAGAGCACUGCCUCUCCACCUGGGGGACUUGUAGGGGUGUCAAAUAACCCUUUCACCAGUGUCUGCUAAGACACACGUCAGAUAUUUACAUUGUGAUUUGUAAUAGUAGCAAAAUUAGUUAUCAAGUAGCAACAAGAAUAAUUUUAUGGUUGGGGGUCACAAGGAUCACAGUAUUAGGAAGGAUUCUCUGCCUUAAGAGCCUGUCUUAAGCUGUCUUUUUAAAUUAAUGUUUUGAUGACAGGGUUUCAAGUAGAGCCCAGGUUGGCCUUGAACUCUGCUGAUCCUCCUGUCUCCCUUUCUAAGUGCUGGGAUUAUAGGCCCAGACCACUGCACUGUUUAUGAAGUAGUAGUAUUGUCCCUUGAGCUCCAUUAUGCCCAGCAAAUACUCUAUUCCAACUGAGCUACAUCCCAGCUUCCUUAUUUCCAAACUGUCCACUCAAGUCCCUACUUCUGCUGUUAUUAUCUUAAAAACACUGUACAGAGAGAUUUAAAGCAACCCCCAGAGCUGGUAUUAUGACCUUGGAGUAGUUGCAUCGCUACUGCUACUAAAUUCAGGUCAAUUAUUCUUGUUUCUAGGUGAAAGGAGCCAACUUAUCUCAGCUUUUAAAGUUUGUUUUAUUUAGUCUUUUUUUUUUUUUUUUUAAGUUCUCUGUGUGUACAGCCUUGGCAGUCCUGGACUCACUUUGUAGACUAGGCUGGUCUCAAACUCACAGCGAUCGGCCUUAGUCUAUUAGUCAUUAAAGCAGACAAUCCAAGUUUUGUAUUUAAAAAUUAUUAUUAAAUUAAUACAGACCACUCAAUGUAAAAAAUGGCUUCUUAAUGGUCUAAAAGUUAUCAGCAAGUAUUUGGGCUUUGUUCUGUUUGAGUGUAAACUAUGAACAUUACUUCUGUAGGCGUAUGCGCACAUACCCUGGAAUUGAAUGUGAGGCCUGAGUGAGCCACUUUGGCAGAGUUAGUCCCCAGCCCCUCAACACACCAUGCAUGUAUUACCAGUACAGCUGCUUAUUUUUAUUACACUUCAGGUAUUUGUGGCCUGGCAAGGUACCCACACCUGUAAUCCUAGCAGAGGAGGCAGAGUCAUGAGAAGGAGUUCCAGGUCAUUUGGGGCUACAUGGGACCACCUCAAAAGCCAAAAGUGAGCAAAAAAC
Molecule: messenger RNA, 2609 nt
Organism: Psammomys obesus (fat sand rat)
Lineage: Eukaryota; Metazoa; Chordata; Mammalia; Rodentia; Muridae
Gene: Ubxn8
Product: UBX domain protein 8
Exons: 8
Coding region: 77-904 (275 amino acids)
Cellular component (GO): nucleus; endoplasmic reticulum
Molecular function (GO): ubiquitin binding
Source: RefSeq, a predicted model, not a curated record